This is a messenger RNA of Loa loa (African eye worm), 300 nucleotides long. RefSeq lists its product as hypothetical. The coding region runs from base 1 to 300 and encodes 99 amino acids. The record is from RefSeq and is a predicted model, not a curated record. The transcript is spliced from 3 exons. NCBI's taxonomy places the organism in Eukaryota, Metazoa, Nematoda, Chromadorea, Rhabditida, Onchocercidae.
AUGACAUUUCACAUUGAUAAUGUAUUCUAUCCAGCAGGUUGGAAAGUUGAUAUCACAAUACCAAAUUCAAAUUUUCUGGAGGAAUUAAAACUGAUUGAUUCAGACCGAAGGAAAAUUUGCUACGGUGUCAAUAUCCAUAUUUUGCAAAGUGGACAACUAAUUGUGCUGUUUUUACGUCAAGCGCGCUUUGCAGUUUUUGUCAGCUGCGUUUGGAAAUUUAGCGUCGUCAGAGUUGCCAUUAAUGACAGUUCCAUCAAUUUGCCAAAUGAUUCACCUCCAAUUCAAAGACAACAAACAUAA